This is a messenger RNA of Musa acuminata AAA Group (dessert banana), 438 nucleotides long. Its product is annotated as thiol protease SEN102-like. The record is from RefSeq and is a predicted model, not a curated record. Lineage: Eukaryota; Viridiplantae; Streptophyta; Magnoliopsida; Zingiberales; Musaceae. The coding region runs from base 1 to 438 and encodes 145 amino acids. The transcript has a single exon.
AUGGAGAGCGUCUUCUCGCCGGUGCUCGCUUCUGCGUUCGCGCGAGCCAUCCCGUUCGGCGACAAGGACUUGGCGUCGGAGGAGAGCCUGUGGGACUCGUACGAGCGGUGGCGGAGCCACCACAGGGUGUCGCGGCACCCCGACGAGGCGCGGAAGCUGUUCGACGUGUUCAGGGAGAACGAGGAGUUCAUCCACGCCUUCAACAAUAAGGAGAGUCCCUACAAGCUCGGGCUCAACGGGUUCGCCGACAUGGCGAACGAGGACUUACGAAGCUGGUCCACUGGCUCCGACGUGCACCGUCUCCGGGGACGAAGACGACACCGCUCGGGUGAAGAACUCGUGGGGAGAGCGAGGCUACAUCAGGAUGCGGUGUGGCAUCGCCACGGAAGCUUCUUAUCCCAUCAAAACAUCAGCCAAUCUUUCAAGGAUGAACUUUGA